Molecule: messenger RNA, 2259 nt
Organism: Trametes versicolor FP-101664 SS1
Lineage: Eukaryota; Fungi; Basidiomycota; Agaricomycetes; Polyporales; Polyporaceae
Product: P-loop containing nucleoside triphosphate hydrolase protein
Exons: 8
Coding region: 1-2259 (752 amino acids)
Molecular function (GO): ATP hydrolysis activity; ATP binding
Source: RefSeq, a predicted model, not a curated record
AUGAACGGAGAGCAAGUCAUCUACGAUAACGCCGAGGACGAUGAACAUCCUAACGUCGCACCGGCGACCACGUCCGUGGACGCCACACUCCCUCCCCAUGCAAGCUUCAAGAUAAAACGCGUCGACAAUUACUACAGCUCGUGGUCGAAGGCUUGGAAAUUCCGCAACGCAGGUUCUAGCUUCAUUCCCGAGGUACUCACGACCGUGGGCAACGGCGCACGCGAUGGCAACGAUCCAUGGCAAGAGUUCUGCUUUGUGGUCGUACGGAAACUACCCAAAUCGGGCGACGACGGCGGAGAACCCACGUAUCAGGUCGUUGUGAAGAGCCCCUACCUGCUCAAGGCUUGCAAGGACGUCAUCCAGAAGGUGCAGGGCGUGUCUUGGACGGAUGAGCCGGUAGAGCUGGAUCCACACCUGCUCCUUACCUUCCUCUCGCAAUUCGAGAAGUACAGGGACGACUUGCGUGCGAAGAGCAAGUGCACCUCCGAAGAAACGACCAUCAUGAAGACCGUCGAUGUCCUGCUAGAGUACCUGCACACGGACUACAAGGGUACAAUUGCCAAGUUCAACAACCUGACCGCGCACGGCGAGAUCACCUUCGACACGCUGUUCGCCCUCUUCGUCCCCCGCACGGUCGUCGUGACUAAUUGUCCGACUACGGGCGAGCCCUGCGCUUUACAGAUUGUCUCCACGACCAAGGUCAACACUGGAGUGAACCUGUAUGAACUCCUUUGCGAGAGUGUCGACGCUUUCGAUGACGUGAGCGAGGGUGGCUCCUGGGGCGCAUAUAGCGCCUCGAGAUUCAACCCCACCGCGGCGACCUCAAUCCAUAUAGGCGCAAUACCGUCAGCCUAUUCAGCAAGACCAGGAGCCUACCCCGGGCCCCCGGGGAACCCAGCGGACGCGGGGAUUCCACAGGCAGCGAGGAAGCCUUUCGGGCGCGUACAGAGCCGUAUCUUCGUCUCGCACUUCAAAGGGACGGUGAACAUCAGCUCCCUAGACGUCUACCCGAUCAUAUACCACCCCGACGCUGGGCGGCUCAAGAUGUCACUUAUCGCGCGAGGAAAGAAAUGGCUCGAGCUCAGGGGGAUUCACCACAUGCAGUACGACGGACCUGCGGGGUACACGCUUAGCUGCGGUGGGUCCAAGUCGACAAUCAAAUACAGUGUGAAAUCCCGCAUCAUGGUCGACAGAGGUAAUUUCCGCCGCCUGAACCCGAACUACAAGAUGCCUGUGGUCAAGGCAGGCUAUUUGAAUUUGCCUCCUGUUGUCAGGCGCCACCCCGGGUCAUGUGGAUACUACCCUCAGGAGUUUACCCCAGUGUCCUACAACCCGAACAGUACCGUGCCAACACUGAAGGUCCGAGCCCGAGCCCCACACGACACUGUCGAGCUGACAGAGGACGAGCUGAUGCUCACCCCUUCUUUCGUGUACGGCUUCAGCCUAACCGAUAAGACUUGGCUGGAAUUCAAUAUCCGACACGUUCAGCCGAUCGUCUGGAACGACGAGGCGUUUGCGAACCUCGUCCUCCCCGCAGACCGCAAGAUCCUGCUCCAGUCUCUCGUCGAGGCGCACAACGAAGACCUGAGCUUCGAUGACUUCGUAACCAACAAGGGCCGCGGGCUUGUCAUCAACCUCUUCGGACCGCCCGGUGUGGGCAAGACGCUCUCCGCGGAGGCAACGAGCGAGCACGUCCGAAAGCCAUUGUAUGUCGUUGGUGCGGGCGACCUCGGCACGCACGCGUCCACCCUGGAUCAGUCAUUGGACAGGGUAUUUGACAUCGCAACGAGCUGGAAGGCGAUCGUGCUCAUUGACGAGGCGGACGUGUUUCUCGAGCAGAGGUCGCUUCACGACAUGGGGCGGAACGCUAUGGUCGCAGUCCUCUUGCGCCACGUUGAGUACUACCACGGCAUCCUCUUUCUGACGACGAACCGCGUCAAAGCGUUCGACGAGGCUUUCCUCUCGCGCAUCCACGUCGCACUGCACUUCCACGACCUCACGCGCGAUGCGCGCAAGCAGGUCUGGGCGGCAUUCCUGACCAAGGUUGGCGUCGCACCCGCGCAGUUCGGGGACGCGUUCCUCGACAAGCUCGCGGCGCGCGAGGUGAACGGGCGACAAAUCAAGAACGCGGUGCGCACGGCAAGCUCUCUGGCCGCGAAGAAGGGGGUGCAAGUAAGCUACGCGGACCUGAUGGCGACGCUGGAUGCCAUGGACGAGUUUACGGCAGAGUUUCGGGAUGUGAGGCAGGUCGAUGCGUGA